This is a messenger RNA of Chondrus crispus (carragheen), 891 nucleotides long. Its product is annotated as mitochondrial DNA replication protein YHM2. Gene Ontology annotation, biological process: mitochondrial citrate transmembrane transport; alpha-ketoglutarate transport. The coding region runs from base 1 to 891 and encodes 296 amino acids. Lineage: Eukaryota; Rhodophyta; Florideophyceae; Gigartinales; Gigartinaceae. The record is from RefSeq and is a predicted model, not a curated record. Gene Ontology annotation, cellular component: mitochondrion. The transcript has a single exon. Gene Ontology annotation, molecular function: tricarboxylate secondary active transmembrane transporter activity.
AUGUAUUUUUACUAUGUAAAGACACUAACUUCCCAUUCAUUACGCCAUGGACAGCUUGCAAUCGGGUCAGCGCUGCAAUUAUUCGAGGUUUCGACGCUAGGACAGCCCUUUGAGAAUAUGAAGACGGUUAUGGCAGCGCAUAGAAGCGACACAUUGACUGAAGCAUGCCGGAGAUUGUACGCAACCCGCGGAAUUCCUUCCUUCUGGCAAGGCCUAAUUCCUUGGGCAUGGAUCGAAGGAGCCACAAAAGGUGGCGUUCUUCUCUUCUCUCAAAAUGAGAUCACGAUAUCAGCCAGAAAUGCUGGGCUUGGCACGUUGUGGGCAAGUGCCUUGGGAGGUAUUGGUGGCGGAGUUUGUCAAGCGUACACAACCAUGGGAUUUUGUACAUUCAUGAAGACUGUAGAAGUGACUCGGACGAAGGGGGUUGGAUCCAGUCAUAAGAGCUCCAUUUCUGUUGCUGCAGAUGUCAUUCGGAAGGAGGGUAUCCUAGGUAUGUAUAAGGGCGUCAACGCGGUCGCCUUGCGACAGGCAACAAACUGGGGAUCUCGAUUUGGUUUUUCUCGAGUCAUAGAAAACUUGUUUCUUGGUCGAGAGAACGAUCGGGUACUAUCAAAAGGAGAGCGUCUUCUGUCCAGCAUGGUAGGAGGAGGCUUAGCGUGUUGGAAUCAACCAAUUGAGGUCGUACGGGUCGAAAUGCAGAGCAUGGCCAAAGCUGCUGACAGACCAAAAUCAAUGUCCAUUGCUAGCACAGCGAAGUAUAUUUACGGGAAAGAUGGCAUCCGCGGUUUCUACCGUGGGAUAGUGCCCCGCAUAGGUCUCUCCAUGUACCUAACUAGCGUUAUGGUGUUCGGCGGUGAUGAAGUUAGACAAUACAUGAAAACGAUGGAAUAA